AUGGCGAGACGUCUAUCAUAUGAAGAAAAAGGGAAAGGCUUACAAUCAAAAACAGAAGCCCCAAGAACCGGACGGUUCAGAGUCCCAGAGUUCGAUAGCUCAGAACUCAUAAAGAAGCACGAGCUGACCUUGAUUGGCCGUACUACUAAUCCGAAGCUGCAACGUAUAUGGUCACUCAUUCCCUUCUUAUCAGACCUAUGGAAAACCAAAACCCGAGCAGUUGGCUCGGACUUAGGACAGGGGCUCUUCCAAUUUCAGUUCGCGUCUCAAGAGGAUAUGCAGCUUGUCCUCGCGAACAGACCUUAUCAUUUCGCAAGGUGGAUGAUAAUACUUCAGCAAUGGGAGCCCUCGAUUGACCCCACCUUCCCAUCUCAAAUCCCGUUUUGGAUAAGAGUCCAAGGUGUUCCGUUGCAUCUCUGGAACGAGGCUGUGCUAAGAGGAAUAGGUGAAGAUUUGGGAAAGUACGAAAGUUGUGAAAUACUCCCGGGCUCCAUCAAACUGAGAACACAAAUAAAUGGAUUACUACCGCUGAUCAAACAGUAUACUCUGGAACUCGGCCAGGGGAAGGAAAUCAUUGCUGCGCUUGUGUACGAAAAACUUGAGAAACAUUGUGGCAGAUGCCUAAUGCUCAGUCACGAAGCAGAGGACUGCCCUGAGGCUUUGCAAGAAAGAGAGGAGAAAGCGAAAAAAGACACUGAGGACAAACAAAAGCUGACCCUCAAUACCCGUCGUCAUGAGAAUGAAAGGACAGAGAGGGGCUACCAAGACCAGCGAAGGGGCCUCCAGAGAUCCGAAACGUAUAACGCAAGUCAACCACCCAAUCCGAAGAACUCCCGACAGAUUUACCGCCCUCCUGUGGAGAGAAGCUAUAAUAGGGAGAAUAGAUCUUGGAAGACAAUGGAAGAGGAAAGGUAUGGAGCUAAGUCCCAUUCAAGAAGGGAAGACGCUGCUGGUCAUCUGAGAUACAACCAUAGAGAUAGUCGUGGUACAGAAAGAUGGGUAACAACUGGACGGAGAUUCCAACACUCAUCUCGAGCUAGUGAGAGAGAACUUUUAAGAGAAGGGGAAAGAUCUGCCUCACAUUUCAGAAACAGUCGAGAAGAUGAAAGAUCUUUUGUGGGCUCACCUCCGGUGAGGGUAUUGGAGGGUUCGACAGGAGCCCCACACGCGGAUGAAGGAAGAGCUGAACUUCCAGAAAUACGAGAAGAACCAAUACCUGAUGAAGUUAUGGUAGAAGCUAGAGAGGAGCUUAGAGAAGUAAUGAUUCAAUAUACCUCUUGCGCAGAUCCAACAGAAAGCGCGGCCAGAAAAGAGAGACUGAGAAGAGCAGAGGAGCAAGGAGAAGUCGAGAAAUCAACUGAACAAAUAGCCAGACAGUUAAUGAAGGAAUCUAGGCCUGCAUUGGAGCUAGUAGACACUGAGCCGCUUGCCACAAGAGUCCCUGUAACCCAGAGAUUGGGACCGGCUACCCAAGAGGAAGAAAACGUUGGAGUCACCCUUGAGACGGGAAGAGUCCCGGCCAGGAAAAGACUAGGCAGACCCCCUACUAAGAAGCCCUUGGGCGUUAAUACAGCUACUGCAGGCUCCUCGGGGGUAGCAAAGCGAAAAGUUUCUCAAGUAAGAGUUUCCCCGAAGAGGAGAACGAGUACUAGACAAUCAAAACCUACUACCAAGAAAGCUGAGCUCUUGACAACCAAUAGAGGAAAUGGUAGCCAGCAGGGUUCAGUGCCAGGAAGCAGUAGACCGCCAAUUCGACUCAUCCCAGCGGCCUCAAAACAGAGGAAGGAUUUUCACAAUCCGCCUCCUCCAGUUCCUUAA
Messenger RNA from Brassica rapa (field mustard), 1818 nucleotides. RefSeq lists its product as uncharacterized. NCBI's taxonomy places the organism in Eukaryota, Viridiplantae, Streptophyta, Magnoliopsida, Brassicales, Brassicaceae. The record is from RefSeq and is a predicted model, not a curated record.